GCUCGCCCCUGCUGCCAGGGCCAUGCUGUGCAGCCAGACCCCCUGUGUCGUGGGCUUCGGGGGGGCAAGCCCUGGCUGCCCAGGCGGCAGCCUGGCGGCACUAGCUUGGCAGGGUGGAGUCACACCCUAGAGAAGCAGGCGGGGGGACAACCUGCUCCCUGCCGGAUUACUGGGGCUUGGCAGUGGGUUCGCUCCUGGAGUGGCUCAUGUCACAGCUGCCAGGGCCUGAGGGGCUUUAUCCAGGCUGGGAGCGCCGGGCUGGCGGGGAAAGGAGCCACAGGGGAGAGCCGGACAAGGGUCAGGCACAGAGCCAUUGGCCUGGCUGGGUGCCACCCGCAGGGGCUCACAUGCCACCGAGCGGGGGAUAGAGCGAGAUGGCAAUGUACAGGGAUCGGGUGUUGAAAUCCAGGCUCCCCCGGCCACGGGGCCAGCACUGGCGCCAGCGAGGGCUUAGCGGAGUUGCUGCUGCCAAGCACUCGAGAGCAGAGAGGACUUGGCUCCAGGCCCAGAGAGCAGGGGUGCGCCAGCCACGCCCGCACGGGACGGGGCCAGCUCAAGCCACCACCCAGCUCCCAGAGCCCCCUGCGCAGCUCUCCCUCACUCCCCCACGGCUCGCUGCAGCAGCGGGGCUGGGUCAAGAUGGGACAGCCGGGCAGAGCCAAAGGGACCGAACGCAGCAGCCUCCCACAGGGGAAAAUGAAAGUGGCUGCUCAGCCCGGGGUCAUCAAGACUGAAGAGAGGGAGGGAACUGGGCUGCCGGGGCCACUUUUGCUUUCCCUUCUCCUCAGCCCAGCUGGGAACGGGAUCGGCGACAGCACAGAGGUUCGGGGUGCGGCCGCAGGGACGCGACCCCUGUGCUGAUGAGAGAGCACCGGCUGCCCCAUGAGCUCUACCGUUGCUCUCCUGCUCCUCACCCAGCUCGGCUCCCUGCGGGGGCUCGGGUCAGACAAGCUGCCUGUGGAGCUGCCCGCGAUCUCGGAGGCUGUGCUGGGGGGCACGGCACUGCUGAACUGCACCUACCCGCCCGUGGCGGACCUGAUCCUGUACUGGACCCGGCUGGGGCUGGACAGCGAGAGGAACGUCUACACCUACUACCGAGGGAAACACCUGGCCUCAUAUGACGACCCGGCCUAUCAGGGCCGUGCCACUGUCCCAGCUGGGCAGCCCAGGCGCGGGGACGGGGCCCUCCGGCUACACAACGUGACGCUGGCUGACGAGGGCUGGUACCGGUGCCGGGUAAAGAGCAACCGCAGCAUGGGCAUAAGGGAGACGGAGCUUCGGCUCACAGGUCCCUAUCGUCUAUCCUGGCUCCAGCCCAAGCCCUGCUCCCCCUCCCUGCAGAAUGUGACACUGACAUGCCUCGCAGAGGGCGGCUACCCCCUCGCCACCGUCACCAUCCGCGACAGCACUGGCAGGGACUAUGGGGCCAGGACACUGGCGGCCAAGGACCCCCAGGGGCUGUAUAGCGCCGCCCACACGGCUGACGUGCCCUGCUCCCCCACUGCCAGCUACACCUGCAUCGUCAACACCACCUUCCACCAGCAGAACCGCACCGGGAUGCUUGGCCUGGAAGAGCCGCAGCCGGCAUGGAAGGGCUGGUCCGGCAUUGGUGUUGGCAUUGGUGUUGGCUUGGCGGUGGUAGUGCUGGUGAGCGGAGCACUCUGGGCUCGGCAGCAGAGGAGGAAGGGGCAGAAGCACCGGGAACCCCACCCCCCAAGGGAGGCAGACCCAGCCUGGGAAGAGGCCCUGUUGGAGGGCACCGUCCCCACCUGCACAAGGAGGGGGGACACACCAGACACCCUCCAGGAGCCACCCCCACCUAGCAAACGUCUCGCAACGCACUAGUCGGGUCACUGAGCUCUGCCCCACACCAAGCCCUGGUGUGACGAAGUGGGACUGUUCUUAAUGUUUCCUCUGAAUAUUGUACGGGUGCCUCAGUUUCUCCUAGGCAGUUCGUAAGUCUCUAGGGGGUGGGAUAUGGCAGGGGGUGUGAUGGUUGCAAAGGGCCAGGGUCCAUAAAUGGCCGACACUCUUGUCUCCUGGCCACGGAUGGCCUGGCCCCUUCCCCCCUGCAAGGUGAGAGCUAAAGGGUUGGAGAACAAAGGAAUCCGGUGCCCUGCUGGCCCGGGAAAGGGACAAAGCCCAGAGGAGGAGGGGCUGGAGGGAGUUUCAGUUUGGGGCUGGCUGGGACAUGGAGUGAAGGGCAGACGGGGUUGUCUGGCUCACUGCCCCCCCUCCCCCAAUGGACCCAGCUGAGGGGUCCUGUUCUCUGCACCUACCAGCUCUGUGUUAGACCAUGUUCCUGUCGUCUAAUAAACCU
Chelonia mydas (Green sea turtle) is the source of this 2320-nucleotide messenger RNA. RefSeq names its product CD276 antigen. Bases 883 to 1845 code for a protein of 320 amino acids. The record is from RefSeq and is a predicted model, not a curated record. The transcript has 7 exons. NCBI's taxonomy places the organism in Eukaryota, Metazoa, Chordata, Testudines, Cheloniidae.